AUGAUUGGGAAGGGGGGAAGCUGCGCAUAUGUAUUGCAAGAUAUCGGGGUGGUAGUGGCGACCCUGAGUGCUCCUAUCGCUCCUGCCUCUGCCCUUCUUGUCCAGUUUUGGCCCCAGAACCUACGCCUCGACUUCAAAUCUGCUUGCCUGAUUCCACAGCACAACGCCGUCCAGGCGAAUCCUACUCACUUCUUCUUGAUCAGCUUCAGCUUUUCGGUUUUCCGUCGUGCCACAAAACAGGGAGACGGUUGUCUCACCAUUCACCCGAGUGAACGGACCCCUUGA
This is a messenger RNA of Podospora pseudocomata, 285 nucleotides long. RefSeq lists its product as uncharacterized. The coding region runs from base 1 to 285 and encodes 94 amino acids. The record is from RefSeq and is a predicted model, not a curated record. The transcript has 3 exons. NCBI's taxonomy places the organism in Eukaryota, Fungi, Ascomycota, Sordariomycetes, Sordariales, Podosporaceae.